Messenger RNA from Magallana angulata, 4126 nucleotides. RefSeq names its product structural maintenance of chromosomes protein 4-like. NCBI's taxonomy places the organism in Eukaryota, Metazoa, Mollusca, Bivalvia, Ostreida, Ostreidae. The coding region runs from base 86 to 3859 and encodes 1257 amino acids. Gene Ontology annotation, biological process: mitotic chromosome condensation. The record is from RefSeq and is a predicted model, not a curated record. The transcript has 26 exons. Gene Ontology annotation, molecular function: protein binding; ATP hydrolysis activity; ATP binding. Gene Ontology annotation, cellular component: chromosome.
UCCGGUUCUUUACCCUCGUUGAGCGCCAUUUUCAACAAAAAUGAAUUGAAGAGGGAAGAAAGCGCCAAGAAAUUUUGUUAUCAUAAUGGAGGUCGACGAGACCCCAGAAACCACAGAACAAGUCUCCAGACCUGUUAAUCUGGAAACAGAUUUUGGUCCAAUAGAAAUCCCUCCUGCACCGGAGUCUGUGGCAUCUUAUGAAGUGAAUGGACCACGUCUUAUGAUAUCAAAAAUUGUCAAUGAAAAUUUCAAAUCCUAUUCUGGGGUUCAAACAUUGGGGCCCUUUCACAAGAGUUUCACAUCUAUCGUGGGUCCCAAUGGAAGUGGGAAGUCAAAUGUCAUAGACUCCAUGCUAUUUGUUUUUGGGUUUCGGGCCAACAAGAUCCGAUCCAAGAAGAUAAGUGUGUUAAUUCACGACAGUGAGAACCACAAGAACCUGGACUUCUGUACUGUGGGAGUACACUUCCAAAAGAUCAUUGAUACCGGGGAUGGUGAGAAUGAUUACACAGUGGUUCCUGGGUCAGAGUUUGUGGUCUCCCGUACCGCACACAGAGACAAUAGUUCUUAUUACACAGUAGACGGGAAACGUAAGACCUACAAAGAGGUAGCCACCAUUCUGAGACGAAGUGGUAUAGACCUGGAUCACAACCGCUUCCUGAUUCUGCAGGGAGAGGUGGAGCAGAUAGCAAUGAUGAAACCUAAAGGUCAGAAUGAGAAUGAUGAUGGAAUGUUGGAGUUUCUGGAAGACAUCAUUGGAAGCAAUCGAUUCAAGGAGCCUAUCGAAAUUCUGGCCAAGCGGGUGGAGACACUGAAUGAACUUCGCGGCGAAAAGCUAAACAGAGUUAAAGCUGUGGAAAAGGAAAAGGAUGAUUUAGAGGGAUCCAAAAAUGAAGCAGUGGAAUACCUAAGUAUGGAAAAUGAAAUAGUUCAUCUCAAAAAUAAAAUCUACCAGAAAUAUGUAAUGGAAUGUUCAGAGAAUGAGAAGAAAGCUCAAGAGGAAUAUGAUAAGAUUUAUGAAGGAAUGAAAGAAGUUAAUGACAAAAUGAAAGUUAUUACUGAUGCCAAGAAAGAAAAGGAAACAGCAUGUAAAAAGAUAGUUAAGGAUUUUGAAAAAUUAACCAAGGAUGUGGAGGAAACGAAAGAGAAGUUUGCAGAAUUUGAGAAACAGGAUGUGAAAUGUAGAGAAGAUUUAAAACACACCAAGGGAAAGACAAAAAAAUUAGAUAAAACUCUGGAACAGGAGAAGAAAAGAGUAGAAGAACUUACCCUUAUGCCAUCAGAGCUGGAGAAGACCAUCACUGACCACAAGAAGAAGUUGGAGAAGUUAGAGGGCGACAAAAAGAUAGAAGAAGAGAAACUGGCCGCGGUCAUGGAGAGCCUCAAGACGGAGACCAAGGGUUUGCAAGAAGAAAAAGACAAGAAGGAAACAGAAUUAUUGGAACUUCAGAAAUCAGUGAAUGAGACCAAGUCUACGUUAAACAUCGCUCAAUCUGAACUGGAUAUCUACCUCAGUAACCAACAGAGCGAGACCAGCAAGCUCAAGGAGAUGCAGAAAAACCAACACAAGGCUGAGAGCACGCUGAAGGACCGAAAAAGUGAGGCUGCUAACCUGGUGAAGAAUAUCCCAGAGAUGGAGAAGCUUCUACAGAAAGCCAAGUCUGACUUGGAGACGGCUGUGGACAGUGAUUCCAAGCUCUCAGAACAGUUAAGAAGUCUUAGAGCGAAGGUGGAGGAGGCCAGAAGCUCCAUGCAGGCAGCCAGGAGUAAAGGGAAAGUGAUUGAUUCCCUGAUGGCACUGAAGAAGAGCGGUCAGAUGCCGGGUCUCUAUGGCAGGCUGGGGGACCUUGGAGCUAUUGACAUGAAAUACGACGUUGCGAUAUCUACCGCGUGUGGAGCGUUGGACCAUAUCGUGGUUGAUACUGUGACCUCCGCCCAGAAAUGUGUGGAGUAUCUGAAGAAGAACAACAUUGGGGCCGCCACUUUUAUCUGUCUCGAAAAGAUGGAGAGAUGGAAGGAACACACCAAAAGGAAAAUUCAAACUCCUGAAACAGUGCCAAGACUUUUUGACUUGGUAAAAACCAAGGAGGAAAAAAUCCUCCCAGCAUUCUAUUUUGCCUUGAGAGACACAUUGGUUGCCAAUGACUUGGACCAGGCUACACGGAUUGCGUACGGGAAAACAAGAUACAGGGUCGUGACCCUGCAGGGACAGCUUCUAGAUCAGUCAGGAACCAUGAGCGGGGGUGGUAAAACUGUAUGUAGGGGGCGAAUGGGAUCGUCGAUAGCAUCCGAGGUGGAUCCUAAAGAACUCAACAACAUGGAGAACUCCCUGGAAAAGGUCACAGCAGAUGCUCAACAAAGCAGGGCCAACAAAGAGAAACUGGAGGAUGUAAUCCAGCAGAACCAGAAGGACUUGUCCUUUAUGAAGCACAAGCUGCAGAAAUGUGAAAUGGAGAUCACAGCAUUAGAAGAGCAAAUAAAGUCCUUGACCUCACAAAUCAAAGAGCAAGAAGGGAAGGUGAAGGCCGCUGCUCCAGAUGAGAAACAGCUAAAAGAUCUAGAGACCAAGGUCAACCAAUAUCGCAAAGACUUUGACAAGGCAAAUGGGGCAGCAUCAAAAGUGGAGGCUGAAGUCCAAAAACUUCACAAGCAGAUAAUGGACAUUGGAGGAACGAAGAUGAAGGCGGCCCAGUCAUGUGUGGACGCUGUCAACAAUAAGAUAGACACGGUCACAGGACAAAUCACCAAGGCCCAGGUCGGAAUCAAAACCGCAGGAAGGAACUUAAAAAAAGCUGAAGAGAAAGUAAAGACAGCUGAGGAAGACAUAGAGGAGAACAAGAACAAGAUUACAGAGCUACAGGCCCAGUUAGAGACCCUGGAGAAUGAAGCUACAACGGUGUUAAAGGCCUACAAGGAUGCUCAGGACAAGAUGAAGGAGUCGGAGGUGGUUCUGAAUGGCGUACAGUCGGAGAUCGGUAAGCUGGAGCAGGAGGAGAACGACCUUCAGAAGGACGUGGUGGAUGUACGACACGAGCUGGAGCGGAUCGAGGGCAUCGUCAAGAGCAACAAGCUGAAGGUCAAACACUGGAGGAAAGAGAUGAGUGGCCUAUCCCUGACCCCCAUUGACGGUAAGGAGGUGGGAGAGUUGACCGAGCUGACCCCUGAGUCUUUGACCGACAUUGACAAGGAAGGGGUGCAAUAUGAGAUCACCGUCCUGGAGGAGAAACUGGCUCAGAUGAAGCCCAACAUGGCCGCCAUCGCCGAAUAUCGCAAAAAGGAGGAGCUGUAUCUACAGAGGGUUGGAGAACUCGACAAAAUCACGGACCUGCGGGACCAGCAGAGGAAGUACUUUGAGGAGCUACGUAAGCAGCGAUUGGACGAGUUCAUGGCCGGGUUCUCGGUCAUCACUAACAAGCUGAAGGAGAUGUAUCAGAUGAUUACGCUGGGCGGGGACGCAGAGCUGGAGCUGGUCGACUCCCUGGACCCGUUCUCUGAGGGCAUCGUGUUCAGUGUGCGACCUCCAAAAAAAUCAUGGAAGAACAUCUCUAAUCUGUCUGGGGGAGAGAAGACCCUCAGCUCCCUAGCCCUGGUCUUUGCUCUCCAUCACUACAAACCCACACCCCUCUAUGUAAUGGAUGAGAUCGAUGCUGCCUUGGAUUUCAAAAAUGUCUCCAUUGUUGCUAAUUACAUUAAGGAGAGGACUAGAAAUGCCCAGUUUAUCAUCAUCUCGCUCAGGAACAACAUGUUUGAGUUGGCCGACCGACUGGUUGGGAUCUACAAGACUGACAACUGUACCAAGUCGGUGACCGUCAACCCCAACAACCUCAUCCUGCCCCUACAGGAAGUCAACGCUAACAGCUGAGGCGAAGUCAGAUCGCUGAUCAACUGAUAAACAGGGACACCUGUUCAUCUAUUAACAUAUGAUCAAGAGGGAUCAAAAUAUAAACAUGUGUGAGUCCUACCUGUUCUUUAGUUGUGAAGGGGCACCUGUUCAAAAGCCCUGUGUCAAGUGUCCUUCUGAGCAUGGUAUCCAAACCUGUAGGAGAAUCCUCCAAGAUACUUGCUAUGGGGUUGGUUAUAUGUAGUUGUACAUAUUUAAAGUUUUAUGCUGCACUUGUAAACUAAUUUU